This is a messenger RNA of Parastagonospora nodorum SN15, 876 nucleotides long. RefSeq lists its product as hypothetical. Lineage: Eukaryota; Fungi; Ascomycota; Dothideomycetes; Pleosporales; Phaeosphaeriaceae. The record is from RefSeq and is a predicted model, not a curated record. The transcript has a single exon. Bases 1 to 876 code for a protein of 291 amino acids.
AUGAAGAACUCCAUCCUCGCUUCCAUGCUCUUUGGCGCACUCGCCGUUGCUGCGCCCGUCGACAGGCGAUCUCUCGCCUACAAGACUGAGGUCGUCGUCGAGACCGUCGUUGUCUACACCACUGUCUAUGAUGACUACCCCGUCGCUUCGGCCACCACCACGCCCGCUGGUUACUUCUACGAGCAGCCCGCCACUCCUUCUGCUAAGCCUACCUCGGCGGCUCCCGCUCCUUCUCCCGCUCCGGAGAAGCCUACCAGCGCCUAUGUUGCGCCCCCUCCUCCAUCGCCAACUCCGGUUGCCCCUUCAUCCGCUCCUGCGCCUGUCGUCGAGUCUCCUAAGCCAAUUGAGACUCCCAAGCCCGUCGAGUCGCCCAAGCCAGUCGAGUCGCCCAAGCCCGUGGAGACCCCUCAGCCUGCUCCCGCACCAGCUCCUGUCUCUUCUGCUGCGCCCGCACCCGCGCCCGCUCCUGAAUAUACCCCCGCACCAGCUCCAGCUCCAGCUCCGUCUAAGCCAUCCAGCGGAGGAGCCAUGGACUUCAACGACGUCGACAUGACCGUCUACAACAACCUCAAGGGCGACCUUGGUGCUUGUGGCAAGCCUCUCUAUGACACCGACAUGAUCGUUGCGCUCUCCAAGGAGGCUUGGGGCGCGUCCACCUACGACGUCAUGACUGGCGAGGCAACCAACCCCUGGUGCGGACAGAAGAUUGAGGUUUCGUACAACGGUGGUGAGCCCCAGAUUGCUACCAUCAUGGACAUGUGCCCUGGCUGCUCUGGCCAUGACAUCGAUCUGUCGCCUGCUGCCUGGAAGGCCGUCACCGGAACAGACGAGCUUACGCGCUACAAGGCCAGCUGGCGCAAGGUGGGCGGCAACUAA